AUGGCUCCCUGGGAGCCCCCCUGGGGGCUGGAGAUGACAACUCACCCAUCUUCCUCUGCCUGGUGGGCAGGAAUACGGGCACCCCCUGCAUCCCCAUGUAGUAGCAGAAGUGAUAACACCCACCACGGCUGUGGGGCACGGCGGGAAGGAGGGAACUACACCCACGCCAGAGCCUGUGGGCUGUCUGUGAGGACGUGGGGACACACACACAUUCCCCCGCCGCCGCAGUUCCCGCCUCCCCGCGCUCCCCGCAGCUCACAGCGCCGCUGCUGCAUCCCCGCUACCCCCGAGGGCCCCGAGCGCCCUCUCCGGAGCGGGUCAUGUCGGGGGGGACCGGCCGGGGCCCCGCCGCUGCUGCUGCUGGCGCUGCCCAGCCCGGGGCCGGCGGGUGAGAACACAGAGUUGCCUCCCUUCUCCACAGCAGGAGGACACUACUCCAUUUUGGAAGACAUGGUGCCGCCAGCUCUUAGUGCUACAGUCAUUAUCAUUGUCACCACUGUCAUAUCGUUAAUAAUGGAUUUGGAGUUCUGCCAUUAUUACCAAGUGUUCUCUCUUGGUGAGACAGAAAGAACCCAGGACCUUGGGAAUUGUCUGAAUUUGUCAUCUUUUGAAAUUGUAAAGACAAACUGGACACACUUUUGGAAUUCCAAAGGCAAGCCUUUGCUCUCCAUACACAGAAAUCUAAAUGAUACAUUACAUCUUGCAUCAUAUCAGAGGUCAAAAUAAGCGACCUAGCAAUCUUCUGACCUUCUAAUCUUGAACUGAUCUUCGGAUCUUAAUGCCAACAAGUGCUCACAUUUCUGUUACUGAUGGAUCUUUCAAGUCCAUGUGUCACUUUUUCUUUGCUGUUGAAACAUUUGGUUUUUGCCAUAUAACCAACCUGCUAUUUGGCAUCUAUCAGAACAAAAAUUAUAUCAACUGUUAAAAAAACACCACUCAGCUCUUAUAAUUCUGGCUAUGCAAGUGAUAUUCUUCCAGUUACAUGUCCUAGACAGUGAGUGUACCAUGUUAAAACCACGUUAGCUGUGUGGACCACCCCCCCCCCCCCAUCUUUAAAAAAAAUUAUUCUGAAGAUUUCCAACAGCAGGUAUUUUUGAGGGAUCAGCUGAGAAAAUGAAGUUCAGAAGAAAUGUCAUGGAAUGGCUUUUCUUGGGUCGUUUUGGCUUAAGAUAGACUGGGAAGAGCUGAAAAGGCUUUUUUGGAACGGCUGAUUUUGGGGUUUGGUCUGCAGGUCCCAAAGCAAACAAAGUACAGAUAAACAAAGGCAAACAUCCAGAGACAGCCUGUUUGAGACCCACCUGCGCCAAGUCUUUGAGAUGUGUCUUGUUUACCAGUGGCACAUUGGCUGAGGCAACAAACUCCAGCUGUAUUUGCACUCUUACAAACAUAUCUCUCCUGUAGACGUUGGUUUUACGUCAACCUCUUCUCUUGUGCUUUAAAACAAAACCCAAACAGUUCUGAUCUAUGUUUUUACAGCAAAAAAGCUUGGAGAUGGAAUAUUUGAAAUGCCUGUGAGGAAAAUUUGAAAGAGAAACUCUUAUUUUUACAAAUUUGUCUGUGUGGGAAGAGCCAACUCACAUUAUUUUGAAGAGCUGUGUUGCCAGAAGUUCAUGCUAGGCAGGUUUUGGAUCUCAUCUGUGUCCCUUCGGCAUCUAGUGCUCCUAAUCCAACAACAAAGAAGAAAUACAAGAUCCAGGACCACUUCCAUUCUGGGAGAGGGCCAACAAAAAGCAGUUCAGCUCUGUAUGAAGACCUGGAUGUCACUGAGCAAAUAAAAUCCAUUAUUCUUAGCCAAAUUUCCCUGCAAUGGAUCAGCAGUACUUGUGCUAAAAACUGAUAUGUUUAUUUUGCCAAUUCAAAGCUGUAUACGAUGUUUCUCCUCUUAAAUAUGUAUUUCAGUAUCUCUGUGUAUCUGUGUCACAAGUAAACUAACUGAAGAGCUGAUUUCUAUCAGAUGAAAGACUGCCCUUGGCAAAUCAACCAUGUAAUAAAACAGCAGCGUAUUCGAUAGCCGCUUAGGUAAUUUGUUUCAGAAUUAAGCCAUCUAGAAAAUCUUCAGACCUAAAUCAGGAGAGAAAGGAUCACAUUCAUUACAGCCAUAUGUGACAGCAUUUCUUUUAAUAUAUUACGUUCAUUUAAAUUGUAGUUCCUAGCAUUUCACUGAACAGGCCUAGCAUAUUACAGGCCAGUGGCUUCCAUGCUAGCUCUGGGAGAGUUGGCACCCCAAACUUUUUCCCGGAUAUCUUUUCUUUGCAAUUAUAGGAUGAUUGUUGUCUCUUAAACCAAUGACAGCUGCAGAAUCCGAUAAUAAUGUUAUAAAGUGUACCAAUAUUAGUGAUAGCAAAAGGGAUAAAGUGUAGAGAAAAGAAUUGGAAGAGAAGUCAAGAAAAUAUGUAGGUGAUCAAAGAUCCUUCCCACAGUGUAUUAUCAUUCAUUCAGAGGUGGGUGCAGAGGUAACCCCAACUGCUCUCUAACUUGUGUUCCCAUUUCCUCAUCUUUCUUCUGCAGAUCUUGACUCCUCCAUCCAUUUCCAAAGGUAUCUUCAAUCUCUUCCAUGGUCCUAAGUCCCCAUCACAGCCAAGACUAUGAAUGUAGCCCAUUCAUUCUCCUUAUUUACCUACCUAAAUAUUGGUUUUUUUAAUAUUUCUCCUCCCAUCCACUCCAUAUUUCCUGUGACAUUCCCAUUACUCAUGCCCCAGUGCACAACCCUUAUUACUGUUGCCACUUCUGGGUUAUUUCAAUUCUAUCUGCCAGAAAUUAUUGUUCCUGUAAUUGUUCACUAAAUGUUGUAGGGAACAUUAUAGAAACGAAACACAAACUAUAUAACCAUAUAAAAAAGGCUUCAAAUGGCAUUUAUACAGUGUUCUUCAUCUUUUCUUGUAAAAUAUAUAGCAAUUAUUCCCACAUUAAAGAAGAAUUCUCACUUAAAUACACCUGAAGAAGGUCCUUAGAACUCUGCUACUUGCAACUAUGCAGCUCAGUUCUCUAAGAAGUCAUCUUGUACCAAAAAGAAGCCAAAGAAAGAUGAGAGACCUGAAAGGAAGAAUUCUACUUAUAAUAUUGCUAUACAGAAUUUUACCUACAUUUUUUCUCCUGCCUGUUCAUUGUAAAAUUAUUAAUGUUUAUUUGUAUAAGCCUUCUUUCCAUCUAUGUUUGUCAUUUGGGAUCUCUUGUUGUUUUUGUCCUCAUGAUCAGCUUUGCAUUUUUUUCCAAAGUUUGUCUGGAAAAACAUGUUUCAUUUUCUCCUUCGUGUGCUGUUGUUUUCUAUUUUAAAAUUGCUGAAACAUAGACUAAUGCCACUCUUAAAUGAAUACAGCUUAAUUUUAGGUCUGGUGUCUAAAUAGUAUGUCAUCACCUUAGUCCGUAGAUCAAUGAAGUGAGCUACUGUAAUAGUGAAAACAACAGAAAAGUUUUGAGGAGAAUAUCUAUGAUAUUUUGUGUUUUGUGUUUUGUAUUUUAUUUUCACUAAAACCUUUUCUCACACCUUAACUGUUUCUAAUUGAUAACCCUUAAUAAAGACAGAAAAUGCAUAACUCUGAUUCCUCUUCA
This is a messenger RNA of Pseudopipra pipra, 3549 nucleotides long. RefSeq lists its product as uncharacterized. The transcript is spliced from 3 exons. Bases 1 to 726 code for a protein of 241 amino acids. Lineage: Eukaryota; Metazoa; Chordata; Aves; Passeriformes; Pipridae. The record is from RefSeq and is a predicted model, not a curated record.